Molecule: messenger RNA, 2064 nt
Organism: Lolium rigidum
Lineage: Eukaryota; Viridiplantae; Streptophyta; Magnoliopsida; Poales; Poaceae
Product: ATP-dependent DNA helicase Q-like 1
Exons: 10
Coding region: 1-1866 (621 amino acids)
Biological process (GO): double-strand break repair via homologous recombination
Cellular component (GO): cytoplasm; chromosome; nucleus
Molecular function (GO): ATP binding; nucleic acid binding; four-way junction helicase activity
Source: RefSeq, a predicted model, not a curated record
AUGGCGGGGCAUCAGAGGGAGAAGGAGCGGCUCCUGGACCUGGCCGUCGACUACGGCUUCGACCGUGUUAUUGCCGCCGACUGCCUCGCCCGCAUCGUCAACCUCUACGGAGAGGGUGGCCAAGGUUUUAUUACUGUGGAGAACUGUGGUGAUGAUUUCAUUGCUGCAUUGGCUGAUGCAACACAAGUUACCGAUGACUGGGAUGACCUAAACGCAAUAGAGACCGAAGCUUGUGGCAAUUUGAAUGAAAUGAUGAUGAAGGAUGUAACGAACGAAAAAGGAGGAGUUGUUGGGAAUGCCCCUUUGUUCAAAAGGGCAGAUUCCUCCAGUCAACAGACUCGAAACGCUUUAAAACCUUCGAGCUUUUCCUCGGAUGAUUCAGAUUUUGACAUACUUGAUGAAAAAGACACCCACUGUGAUAAUUCUUUUGGUAUCCAGAAGAAGGCACAAUCCAGUAACUCGAAAGCGCAAACCAGAAGCUCGACAAAAUCUACUGUGACCAAAGGAACCAAGAGACAUGAAUCAGCAACUCCAACUUCAAACAGAGAGAGACAGCCGAAUGCAUAUCAUCAAAAGAGAGAAACUUUGAGCUAUGAACAGUUAUCUUCUCUAGAUGACAUCAAUUUUGCAAAUGCUGUCAUCUUUGGCAAUGAAAGUUUUAGGCCCCUGCAGUAUGAAGCUUGCAGUGCUGCACUGGAUAACAGGGACUGUUUUGUACUUAUGCCAACAGGUGGUGGGAAAAGCUUGUGCUAUCAGCUCCCUGCAACAUUGCACCCGGGCGUUACUCUUGUUGUGUGUCCAUUGUUGUCCCUUAUUCAGGAUCAGGUGGUUGCCUUAACCUUCAGGUUUGGGAUACAAGCAGCAUUCCUGAAUUCUCAGCAAACUUCAUCACAGGCAUCUGCAGUUAUCCAACAGCUUAGAAAUGGCACACCUUCCUUCAAACUUUUAUAUGUCACACCUGAAAGAUUGGCUGGAAACUAUUCCUUUAUGGAGAUGCUCAGAGGCUUACACCAGAGGGGAUUGCUAGCGAGGUUUGUGAUUGAUGAAGCACAUUGUGUAAGUCAAUGGGGACAUGACUUCCGUCCAGACUACCGAGGCCUAGGAUGCCUCAAACAGCACUUCCCUAGAGUCCCUAUCAUGGCUUUAACUGCGACAGCAACUGAAGCUGUCUGUAAGGAUGUCCUCAGUUCCUUGAGGAUCCCAAACGCUUUGGUACUUACAAGAAGCUUUGACAGACUCAACCUCAACUACACGGUCAUUGGUAAGACAAGAACCCCCCAGGUGCAGCUGGGUGAGCUCCUGAAAGACCGUUUCAUGAACAUGUCUGGUAUUGUGUACUGUCUCUCGAAGAAUGAAUGUGCGGACACUGCCAAGUUUUUGAGGGAGAAGUACAAGAUAAAAUGUGCUCAUUACCAUGCUGGCUUGGCGGCUCGUCAACGAACCAGUGUCCAAGAAAAGUGGCACAAAGGGGAGGUCAAAGUCAUAUGUGCUACCAUAGCCUUCGGCAUGGGGAUUGACAAGCCUGACGUGCGCUUUGUUGUACACAACACCCUGUCGAAAUCGAUAGAGAGUUACUAUCAGGAAUCUGGGAGGGCUGGAAGAGACGAUCUUCCAGCGCAUUGUGUGGUGCUCUAUCAGAAGAAAGACUUCAGCCGUAUCGUGUGCAUGCUGAGGAGUGGAGGUAACGCCAGGAGCGAAACCUUCAAGGCUGCCAUGGUUCAGGCAAAGAAAAUGCAGGCAUAUUGCGAGCUGAAGACUGAAUGUCGCAGGCAGACUCUUCUGGGUCAUUUUGGUGAGCAGUACAACAGGCAAAGGUGCAAAGAUGGCCCUAGCCCCUGUGAUAACUGCCUGAAGGAAGCUUCUUGAGGGUCUUCAACAUUCUACAGUGCGCACUAACAAAGUGUUGAUCUUAACUCCAUGAUGGCUUGGGUACUUAGUUGUAUUCCUGCAGAUCCACUACAAACUUUCAGAUACACACCAUCUCUGUACUUAAUAUUUAGGUCGUACGGUCGAAACAAAAAAAGGAGUUAUGUUGCACAUAUUGUAGGAUGCUCGACAUUUUGC